Messenger RNA from Uloborus diversus, 2403 nucleotides. Its product is annotated as coiled-coil domain-containing protein 40-like. Lineage: Eukaryota; Metazoa; Arthropoda; Arachnida; Araneae; Uloboridae. Gene Ontology annotation, biological process: axoneme assembly. The transcript has 2 exons. The record is from RefSeq and is a predicted model, not a curated record. Gene Ontology annotation, cellular component: cytoplasm. The coding region runs from base 1 to 2403 and encodes 800 amino acids.
AUGCAGGAAAUUGAGGAAAAUAACAAACUGGUGUCUAAUGCAGACAUGGAAAAUAAAAAUGAGCUUGAAGAAGACUCUAAAGGGAUGACUAAUGCAGGUGAAGAAAUCAAGAAUCAGGACAUGCUGAUGAGUGAUGAAAACGCAGAUGUAUCUUCUAACGAUAACUCAGAUUCUACUUCGAAAGCUCCAUUAACUAAGGAUACCUCAAAAUCAGUUAGAAAAAAGGUUCUAGACCCCAGUCAUCCAUUGAUGAUAAAAUAUCAAAAAGACUUGAGAGAAAGAUUAUUGAGUCUUCUUCAAGAAACAGAUGAACAAAUUAUUGAACUAAACAGAACUGUAAACGCACAAAUGAGGGAAAGUUCACAGCUCAAAACGAAGAGCUAUGUUCUUCAAAAGGAGGUUAAACUAGAGGAAGAGAAGCUGCAGAAGUGUUGUGUGAAGUAUGAAGAGCAAACUCAGAAGAAGCAGCAGUUAUUGCUCAAGUGUGAAAAUAUCAGAAAAGAUGUGGUUACCACUGAAGAGAAACGUACUGAUGAAAGGAAAAAAGACACUGAAUUGCAAGCAAGGUUAGAAGAUCUAGCUUUUGAAGUUGUUCAACUAACCUCUUUACGGAUGGAAACACUGACAGACGCAAAAAAUCUUAAACGUGCUGUUGAGAAAACCACCAAAGACAAGGAACAACUUGAGCUCCAGAAGUUGAGACAGGAUCUGUUAAUAUCAAGGCUUGAAAAUGAUAAAUAUAAUUUGGAAGAUAAAAUUAAUCUUUAUAAAAGACAGUGGGCUAUUAAAAAAGAAGAAAUAAACGACCUGAGGAGAGAAUUAGAGGCUGCAAAUAUGGAAAUGCAGACCAUAAAUUUUGAGAAGCAGCAAAUUGUCAGUCAAUGGCGGCAAAGUUUGGCAUCACUGGAAAAGCACGAUCGAAUUCUAUCUGAAAUUCGUUCAUCCGUGAGCACAUUUGAAGACACCCUUCAAACCUUGAAUACGGACAUAACAGUUCAGAAGAAAGCUGUGCGCAAGGAAUUGGAAAGGAAUGAAUCUCUCACAAGUCAGUUACGGUUUCGAGAAUCAGAUAUUGCCAGCGUCCGCAAAGAUCUUUCGAAUUCUGAUGAACGUUCCAAUCAGAUGGAGGAAAAUUUAUCUCUCGUAGAAAAAAUAAUUGAGAUUACGCAAAAUGAGCUGAAUUUCUCAAAUGAUAAAAAGAUGUCGUUAGAAAAGGAACUAGAAAGUAGAGAAAGACUUAUUGUGAGAGCUUGGCAACUGCAGAAGCAAUUGGAAAAGAAGCAAAUGGAUAUUAUACAUGACAAAAUCACCUUAACAAAAGCAUCAAAGAAUACAGAAAGACUCAUUGGUGAGCAAAGUACUCUGAAGCAUGGGGAAAAUGAUAUGUACAAGAAAAAGCAAGUCAUUAUGGGAAGGAAAAAGGUGCAGUUAGAAGCUGAUGUAGUAAAAGAAGAGAAAUGCAUCAAGGAAAUUGAGAAGAAAAAACAGUCCGUGGAAAAGGAGCUGUAUCACAUAAACAAACUUCUGCAUCAGAAGAAAGAAUUCCAAGAGGCUCUAAAACAAUCGUCUGAUUUAUCGAGAGAUGAUUUUGUUAAGACAUUGAAAGAAAAGGAAAUGCAUUACCUCCAAAAGCAAAGCGAACUGGGAUAUUUUCGGAAGAAGAAGCGAAAGCAUUUCCGCAAAUUAAUCGAUAUACAAACCGAAAUACUCAACUGGGAAGGUAAAGUCCACUUAGCAGAGGAAACAAGAAGAGUUUUGAAAUCAAAGGCAAAUCUUGAAGACUUUUCGAAUUUAAAAAGCGAAAUUCGACGGUUCAAUGUCAAAUUGGAUCAAAUCAAACGAGAACAGGAAAGCUUAGUGAAGCAAAUGAGCAAAGCUGUAUAUAGGCACACAGCUCUGUUUAUUGAAGCUGAUAAACAGGCAUUAUUUGGAAGGAGGAGAAAAACUCCCGAUUAUGUACAGACCAGGAUAAAGUCAAAUUUGAAGAAGUUACAUGAAAAUAAAAAAAUAUUGGAGGGCUUCAGAAAAGAAAGGGAUUCUUUAGCUACUGCAGAAACUCGUCUUAAUGAUGCCAUUGAUGCUGAAAAUCAAACCACUUUGGAUUUUAUGAACAAAAUAAGCUCUUAUGAAAACAACACAGACAGGAAACAACGAGAAAAAAGACAAGCUGUUCUUCAGCUUUCCUUUAAGCAAAAGAGAACGAAGCUUUUACAGAAGGUUCUCGACAACACUUAUAUUAGAGCGGUUCGGAACGAAACGCAGAGGCCUACAGAAAUCCAAAAAGUUCAAAAUGCAUUGCGCACUAUUCAUGUCAUUUCUCAAGCAGCUAUGAAUGAAUAUCAUGAGUUAACCAAAGAACUUGGUAAAAUAAUUGACUAUAUUUUCGUGUCCAAAUAUAUUUGA